GCGUACAUGAUGGGCUUCUUGGAACGUCAUUAAUAUUCACUAGUAAAACCUUUGCCAUAGUAUUUUAAUGGUAUCGCGCUUCGUUCCUACUACGCUUCGAUCGAUUCGUAAGGUCUGAGACUCUGAACAGGUACCUGCUCAACAGGAGGUGAGGCCACGACAGAUUUGUGUGUGUGUCGUAAACAGAAACUCAUAGUUUCCCGGAACACAGCAAAUUACAUUUCGGCCAAACCAUGAACGUUUUCAGGUGGGCUGUGGAAAUAAAGGAAACUCGGGUCUAAAAGUAUAAAUUAACAGUUAGCAUUUAAAGUUGAAUAGAAAUGCUCAUGUUUGUUGUCCUGCUGUGGUAUUUCACUUCAUGUGGACACUGUGCUUGUAUAUCAAACACCCUGCCAUCAGAAGCUGAUCACAAUAAAGUGUUUGUUGUGGACCAGGAGGCCAACACAUUUCUAGGACGCCACCUGUUGUUCAACCGCUUCGAUUUCGAGAUCUUCACUCCAGGUAAUCUGGAAAGGGAAUGUUACGAAGAGAUCUGCAACUAUGAGGAGGCUCGGGAAGUCUUUGAAAAUAUCCCAGAUACAAAUACAUUUUGGAAGACAUAUACACAGGAUCAAGGGGAACAACAAUCAAAAGUUGAUGUAACAGCAUUGCUGGUGGGCAUCAUCUCAGCUGGAGUCUUUAUUGUUAUAGUUGGUCUCCUUAUCUGGUACUGCUGCCAUGGGAGAAAUAAAGAUCAUGUCUUUAGAGGCUCCAUCAGACGUCGAUCCACCAGAAGCAAUGCCUCCGUGAUAAUCCGGAGGCUAGAGGAGGUCUCCCUACAUCCUAUUCCACAUACACUCCCAGAUGACCACAUAGAUCCUCAUGGUUUACCUUCUUAUGAACAGGCCAUAGCCAUCACUGGACCACAUGAUGCCCCACCUCCACCAUAUCCUGGUUCCAGGCCAGGCAGCAUUCGGCGGUGACAACAAUAUUUCUUAAACUGAUCCAGGGUGGACCAAGCAGUAUUUUUUUUUAUUUAGAAACUGGAAAUGUGUUAAUGCCUCGGCAUUCAAUUGUAAUUAAAUACCCAGGAAAAUAGCUAAUAUACAUGUUUAGGAAGAUUAACAGGUACACUGCUUCUAGCAUUUGCUCUGUUGUGUAACUAAGCAAUGAGAUGGAGUCACUGUAUGCAAUUAAAUCAUAAUCUGAGUGAGUAGCUGGCGAAAGUAAAACUAAUUGGAAAGAUAAGAAAGAAAAGUCUUUUCACGGUUUUUAUUUUGUACAUUGUUCUUGUGUUUUUAAAAAAAUCUAAAAACAUGGAAAACUGGUUUUGAUAUCAAUUAUUGUAAUUAUUAAAUGACUAAUCAUGAUGUUUUUUUGUUUAACGUGCUGGGCUUUAUAUGAAGGAGAAUAUAUGUAUAUUUUUGUAAAUGUCAUUUAUACAGCUGUAGAGAGUGUGAUUUAUAAUUUGUUAAUUUAGUGCUUAAAUACUUGCGAUUUGAAAAGAGAAGUUAUCAGUGCUUUCUUAAAAUCUCCUGAUAAAUCUGUGAUAACAAGAUUACCUCCUUAUCUAUCUCAUGCCAAUCAUGUUUGUAGUAGCUUUGUGAAUUUAGAUAAAUUAAUAAAUACAUUUGAAAUGUCCUAGUUUUACUGUCAGCAAGUCUUAGAGUAUUUUGCAAAAGGUUUGAUAUUACACGAUUACACAAGAGGUUUUUGGGGGUUAAAUCAUUGCGUUGAUGUUAAUGUUUUGCAUGUUCUCUGACCUUAACAUCAUGAAGAUAUUAAUACACCAUGUAAUAAACUCACAUCUUUGCUGACUA
Molecule: messenger RNA, 1799 nt
Organism: Paramisgurnus dabryanus
Lineage: Eukaryota; Metazoa; Chordata; Actinopteri; Cypriniformes; Cobitidae
Gene: prrg4
Product: proline rich Gla (G-carboxyglutamic acid) 4 (transmembrane)
Cellular component (GO): extracellular region; plasma membrane
Molecular function (GO): calcium ion binding
Source: RefSeq, a predicted model, not a curated record